Messenger RNA from Caenorhabditis remanei, 741 nucleotides. RefSeq lists its product as uncharacterized. The coding region runs from base 1 to 741 and encodes 246 amino acids. The record is from RefSeq and is a predicted model, not a curated record. The transcript is spliced from 3 exons. Lineage: Eukaryota; Metazoa; Nematoda; Chromadorea; Rhabditida; Rhabditidae.
AUGAUUGUGUCCUGGUCUUCGACUGGACCUACAGGCAUUGUCAACAUGGUGCAUCGACGGACGGUCUGUUUAAGAAUGUCCUCAACGCCCCAAGCCAUCACUUUCGAGCAGCUCGUCAAGGAGUGCGGUGAUCUCUACAGCACCCUCCAAGCAACCGCCGAGAAGGUGAAAGAAGAUUUCGCAGCGAUGCAAGUCGCUGUUGAGAAGAUCAUCGCUGAACAGGAAGAGAAAGAGAAUCAGGGAGACAGCGGCAUCCCACAAGGAGACAUUCCAGAAGAAAAGAAGGAGAAGGCAGUCCCACUCUGGCCGAUGGCACCGAUGGUCCAAAUCGCCGUGGCGAUCGUUGAAAUCGAGCGCACCCACCACAUCACCAUCGUGAUGGACACCACCCCAUACGAGUUUGGAAAUCGAGCUGCCCCGAACCAGUUGUUCCAGGUCAAGAACCGGACUGUAAUGAGAAAGAACCCACUCGAGGAGGAAGAUCCAUUCCCCUCCGCUUCAUCAGGAAAGCCAAAGAAAUCGGCAAAAAUCGCCAGUGGAUCCACUCAGGUGUGGACGCGUCAGACGGCAACCCGCAGACUCCGUUGCAAGUGCAAUCCCGCAUAUCACGGAGACACUCGCUGCCAGCACCAUGACAAGCUGAUGUGCAUGGCCCAUGGUAUCGGUGCAGCCCUGGCGGAGAUCAUUUGGCAAGGACAGCCAGUCGAAGGAGUCGUCCUCACGGAUGACCUCUUCGCAUAA